AAAUUUUUGUUAUUUUUCGUUCGAUUUGUUUAUAAUUUGUUUAAUGUCCAAAAUGUCAAGCAAAGAAUCUAAAGCAGUACUUAAAGAAGUGCGUGAAGCAAUUAAGUAUGAAAAAUUCAGCGAUGCUAUAGAAAAAUGCCAAGCUUUGCUCCAAGAUGAACCCAAGAAUUAUAUGGUUUAUUUGCUACUAGGCGCGGCGUAUCAGAGUAGCAGCAAAGAUCAGGCGGCGAAAUAUUUACGCAAGGCAGUCGAGUUUUCACCGGCUGCGCCAACUGUUGCGCUGCAGGGGUUGGCCAACUGCGCACCGUUGAGUGAGUUGCCAAAAAUUUAUGAGCAAUUGUUAGAUUUAGUGCCCGAAAAGUAUAAUUUUUAUUUUGAAAAGCUCUAUACAACAGGAAUCAGUAACAGGAGCGUUGCAGAGGAAUGCUUCAGUAUUUUCAAAAGAGAAUUAAAAAGAAAUGAUCAAAAUGAAGACCGUCUUAAACUCGUGGCAAAAUAUUUAGCGCAACUUUGGCUGUUAUUUGACUUUGAGGUUGUUGAAGAGGAUGAAGCAACCUAUAAGCGCGCUUUGGAGGAGCUGAUUGCAGACCCUAAAUUAGAACAGCAUCUAAGUGCUUAUAAACGUUACUUGAAACUUCUAUACAAACAAGAAGACUACGCCAACUGCAUUAAAUAUGCGUGUGAAGUAACUGAAAUGUAUCAUGAUGAUAUAUAUGCCUACGAAUGGGUUUGCAAAAUUUACUGCGAACACCGGAAUGUAGCAAUAACAUGCCUAAGCGAAUUCUCUAAACCCAUAGAGCACUACGUGGAUAUAUUGUUGCAACUAAAUUCCAAUGCCAGUUUAGGACUGUUGAUUAGAGCUAUUAAGUUAUGGGAACAGCAACAAUUUGUAACGGCGCGAGAUCUACUUUAUCGUGUGAGGGGCUUACAACCAAAAUAUACUGUUGCUUUGGAAUUAUUAGCGCGGGUGGAAAUGGUGAUUGGCGCUUGGAGUUUGGCAUUGCCAAUAUGGUGUGAAACAGGUAAAGAAAAUACUAUAGAAUACGCCGUCUGCUUGUCGCAUGUAAGCAAUGAUGAGGUGCUGCUGCGCAAGGUGGUAGACCUGCUGCAUCAAUUCGAUGAAAACGUAGAUGUUAUUGCCACUUUAGCAAGAUGUUACUUCAAAAUAGGCGAAAUGGACAAACUAAAGACACUGCAUUUAAAUACAGUGCAACAAGCCGAAUUUCUUAUGGCGCCUCUUGCUGGAAUCGAUGCUUUGACAAACUCCACCGAUUCUGAAUCAUUUGAUACACUUUUCUUACUCUCAAAAUUACAUUUACAAUUGGCAAACUAUGCUGGCGCUUUGAAUUGUAUGCUUAAGGCAACUCGUUUACGACCAUAUUACGCAGAAUGCUUCCAUUACCUUGGUAAAAUAUACUAUGGCACAAAAGAUAUAGUGCGCUCACGAAAAUGUUUUGAAAAAUGUGUAAAUUUAAACCCCAUAUGCGAGAGCGCAGUGAAUAAUUUAAGCGCUAUUUAUCAGCAACUAGGUGAAGAGGAUUUGAACGUUGCAUUGCUGCUAAAUACACUCAAACAUAUGAAGUGUGAAGAUUCUAAACAUAUACAGUACAAGCUCGGUUUGCAUUAUUUUCAUGUUAAUAAGUGGGAUGAUGCCAUACAGUCGUUCCGCACAGCUAUUAAGCUCGAUAGCAGUUGCAUGAAUUAUUGGGAAUCUCUGGGUGACGCUUAUGCAGAGCGAGGUUCUUAUAACUCUGCUAUACGAGUUUUCCAAAAAAUACUCGAAAUGAAUCCAAGUAAUAUUUACGCUAAACUACAAAUUGCAUUGAUUAAAUCUACUGUGCGAAUGUAUACCGAAGCUAUAGCGGAAUUCGAUGACUUGCUACGCGGCCAUCCCGAUUAUUUACCUGGUUUAAAGGGCGCUGCUGAGGCCCAUAUUGGUCUGGCGAACAAUUUAAAGUUAGAGCAUCUAUAUGGACGUUGUAAGGACCAUUUGCAGUUGGCUGUUAAUCAUUUGCAAAGCGCAUUCUUGACUUUGAACGGUCAAAGUAUGUUUUGGUUGUGGCGCCUAACCGCCAAUGUGUUUGUACAAACAGCACUCAUGCCGAACUCAUUGGCAUACCUGGAAGUAUCAGGGAAACUGGCAAAGUUGGAAGAUGAAACAGCGAUUUUGCAAAGGAAGGACCUUUUCACAUUAGCUGCAAGAUUUUACACCUGCGCCAUUAAGUUAAAAGCAAACACAUUUAUUUGGUAUGAAUUCGCAUUGUGUUGUUACUAUUCCGCGAUCUAUAUUCCCGAUGAAGCAACUUCUCAUUUGGCAUUGGCUAUAAAAGCCUCCAAAUUGGCUGUAAAUGAGCAAAGCGACCGUUGGCAAAAUUGGAAUUUGCUUGGAGUAAUAAAUUUGCAUAAGGAAAUCAACCAAUUGCCCUUAGCACAGCAUUGUUUCAUUCAGGCACUGACGCUUGAACGUAAAUCUUAUACAACUUGGACAAAUCUGGGUGUGCUCUACUUAAAGCUGAACGAAAUAAAGCUUGCUAAUCAGGCAUUUCAGCGUGCUCAGCAGUCCAGUCCUAUAUAUGGAAAUGCGUGGAUUGGACAAGCUAUGAUCGCCGAAAGUAUUGGCGAAGAGGAGGAAGCUUUAGAUCUUUUCAGACACUGCCAGCAGUUUGAAUAUCACCCCGAGUCCUCACUGGGAUAUGCGCACUGGGUUUGCAUGGUGUUAACGGAUGCGGAAAAGUGCAAAAAACCACAUUAUCGACAUGCUAUCGAUAGCAUGUAUGCUGACGUGGUGGCGUUGGAUGCAAUUAAUUGGCACGUUAUAAACGAAGAAAAAGAUGCAACUUCUGCCGCACUUUCCUUCCAAGGAUUCUUAAGUUUACGGCAGCGACAUUAUCGUCCUGCAGUGAGAGCAUACCUUCAAGCUGUGAAGUGCACAACACCUAGUGCUGAGCGUGAUAAAUUACUCACGAGCUUAGGUUAUCUCUACUUGAAGUUAAAUCAGCCCAAUGAUGCUAUACAGAUUUUCAAUCGAGUAGUACAUUCAUCACUCAAUGCCAUUAUUGGAUUGGCUCUGGCUUUUGUGCGCGCUGGCCAACAUCAGGAGGCAUAUUCAGUAUAUAACUCUGUAUUGAAGAGUAUGGCAGAUAAUAACGAGGAAAAGGCUGGCAUGAUAUUGGUAGCAAUGGCCGCGAUGGUGUAUUCGUCGCAAGGCGAAGCAGAUACCAAAACGAUUCUAUAUCAAUGCAUCUUGCUUAAGAACUCUCCCAUACAGGCUCUCUAUUCUGCCUGUGCACUGGGUAUUCUGCAUCAAGAUAAUCAACUAACAACAACUAUUCUGGCGGAGUUGAAGAAGUACGAAAAUAGCGAAGCUUAUUCUGCGCAUAUUUCAUAUUUGACGGCACAAUACUAUGUAGCUAUUAAACAGACUCGCAAAGGCCUCACAUAUUUACUGUCACGUCUGCACGUUUUCCCAAGCUGUGCUGAAUUGCGAAAAGUUUUGGCAAAUUUUCUGUUGGAUAAUUUCAGCCAUGCCUCACAAUAUCAUUUGGCUACAAGCCAAAUUGCUCUGAGCUCAAUUACUUUAUUGCAUCGUAAUAAAGCACAAAAGAGCGACUGCAUUGAGGACUCCCAAUUGUUACUGAUUGCGAGUCGCGCAUUAAGACCCGUAGAUAAAACGCGCUCCCUAAAAUUGAUACAGCAUGCUAUACGUUUGCAUCCUCAAAAUCAGAAUGCUUGGCUGGCACUACAGGAAGUUCAUUAAUUGGUUUUUUUUUGCUUCUAAAAAAUUAUGAAAACAGGUCUUGCUGAUUUUGAAUCAAAUCGUUUUUAGCGACGAAGAUUAUGUAACUAAAAGCGUAUUUUAUGCAAUGAAAUACUGUCUGACAUUAAAAUCUACAUAUUUACAAAUUUUCUUGCUUCGAAAUGCCGACAGAUUAAAAAGACGAAAGUCUUACUAACUGAUAAAAAGGUAAGCAAUGAAAUUGUGAUUCAACAUAGGAUUUUUUUUUUGCAAAAGAUAAAGCACAAAAACUCAAGAGUGGAAUAUAAUUCGCUGGAAGCACUAAUAUGAAUAUUUGAAACAUAUUAAAUAUAUCGAGCCUUAACCGCAAACAUGACGUAAGCAACAUUUUUUCAAAUCAUAAUUUCGAUACAGAAUUGCUAUUAGAGCAUCUAGGAGCAUUUUUGCAUGAAAAAGGAUGUUUUGAAUCUUUUGAACAAGCACAUAUUUUUCCUUUUAGAUUUGAUCUUACGCUUGCUCUAACAGGCAUCGGAGCGGUUUCGUUUUAAUUUCAUUCCGAAGAUAAAUGAUGAAAUAGAAAAAGACGUUUUGUAUAAGUUUUUGCCAGAAGGUCUUAGGCUGGAAAAUCUACGUAUGUACAUAUAUUUUGGCUGGGUUGUGCUUUGAGGGAUGUUAAUCAAAUUGCUAACAACUAAAGGGUUUGAAAAGUUGAAAAGUAAUUCCAAAUAUCACCUAGCGAACUGCCGAAAGAAAUUGAAUUCUCGGGCAGAAAAUUAAAAGCAGCGUAGUAAAAAA
Messenger RNA from Rhagoletis pomonella (apple maggot), 4531 nucleotides. Its product is annotated as tetratricopeptide repeat protein 37. Gene Ontology annotation, molecular function: protein binding. The record is from RefSeq and is a predicted model, not a curated record. NCBI's taxonomy places the organism in Eukaryota, Metazoa, Arthropoda, Insecta, Diptera, Tephritidae. The coding region runs from base 44 to 3757 and encodes 1237 amino acids. Gene Ontology annotation, cellular component: Ski complex. The transcript has 17 exons.